AUGCCCCCUCAUCCCAAUGGGACCGAGUCCCCCCAACAACACCGCAUUGGCGAACACUGGAGCGGACAUAACCCCGUGCCAACGAUCCAUAAAUUCCUAGAGCAUCUCGAAAAAGACAAGCAAGACCGGAGAAUCCACGAGGAGGCGCUAACAGCCAAGGAAAAAAGAGAGCAAGAAGCGAAAGAGGCGAGACUGAAAGAAGGAAAAGGCGAAGAACAUGGAGAUGUCGCGCCUCAUCGACCGCGGAAAGUGCCCAAGGGCAAGACUAGGAUGGUGACGGACCCGACUACGGGACGGGAGAUUGAGGUCGAGGACCAGGAUGAAGAUUCUAUGGACACUGUGAAGAAUCCGAUGUUGGUGGUUCCUAAUGCCAAUCUUGGGAAGCCAACGGAAGCCAAAACCGAUCCCAGCCAGAGCUUGGCCGAUUAUAAGGAGAACCAGGACAUCACCGCACCCCCGGACCCCAUCGCAGAGGGUACCACCUCGGACGUCCCCAUCCAUGGCGAAAAAACCAAUGUUCUCUUCCAUCCUACGCCCACAGUAUCCUACAAACCGAUGUACGACCACUUGCAUAAACGGGGAGCCACUUUGUGUAUCGGAAUUGUGGUGGGCAUUAUCUUCGUAGGCCGCAUGUUCGGUACCUCGCUAUGGGGUCUGCUUCCGCUGGCCGCCGUUAUCGGAAGUGGCGUAUGGUUGUGGGUGGAAGAAGUUGUCAGGAGUGGUCGUGAGAUGGAAUGGAGCAGCGAGCAAAUUCGAGGCCAAAUGGCAACGGCGAAUCUCCUGCCAGAGUCAGUCGAAUGGAUGAACAGCUUCCUUGGUAUUGUCUGGGGUCUAGUAAACCCAGAAAUGCUGUCCCCCGUUGCCGACACCAUCGAAGAUAUCAUGCAAGCAUCUGCACCAAGCGUUGUCGAGAAUGUUCGCAUUGCCGAGAUCGACCAGGGAAACAACCCCAUACGGAUUCUGAGUUUACGGGCACUCCCAGACGAGCAUGUGCAAAACCUCAAGGAAAACAUACACGAGGAGAAUGUUAAGAAUAAAGAUCCCCAAGAAGCGGCCGCUAUAGAGGAGGGCGGCAGUCAUUACAACAUUGAAGUCUCGUUCGCGUACCACGCCAAGCCGAGUGACCAAACUGCGUCAUCCAAAGCUCGCAACAUGCACAUGCAGCUGGUAUUCUACCUGGGAAUGAAGGGCCUUUUCGGCAUUCCAUUUCCUGUUUUUGUCGAGCUCAUUGAGAUGGUGGGCACUGUGCGUGUGCGACUCCAGAUGAUGCCCGAGGCACCCUUCAUGAAGGACAUGACAUUCAGUCUGGUGGGGAUUCCUCAUAUCAAGGCUGGUUGUAUGCCCAUGGUCAAAGGAGGUGUCAACAUUCUGAACCUGCCCCUGAUCUCCAAUUUCGUCAACUACGCCAUCGGAACGGCAUGCAGUCUGUUUGCGGCCCCUAAAUCGAUGACCAUGGAUCUUAGCAUGAUGCUAAAGGGCGAUGAUAUUCUCAAGGAGACGCAGGCCCUGGGUAUCAUGUGGGUUCGGAUCCAUCGUGCGGUUGGAUUGAGCAAGCAGGACCGACGUGGCAGCUAUGGUGGAGGCAGUGACCCUUACAUUAACCUUUCUUUCUCGAAGUACGGGAAGCCCAUGUAUUGCACACGGGUGAUAACGGAUGACUUGAACCCCGUCUGGGAAGAGACGGCCGCGUUGCUUGUGACCCCUGAACUGAUCAAGGCCGACGAAAGUCUCAGUGUUGAGCUCUGGGACUCUGAUCGCAACACCGCCGAUGAUAUCGUUGGGAAGGUCGAGCUGCCGAUCCGAGAGAUGAUCCAGCACCCAGGCCGCAUGUACCCGCAGGUCUCAAAGUUGCAAGGCCUCAGCGAGGGUAGUGAGAUGCCGGGUGAACUGCAUUGGGAAGUUGGAUUCUUUGGGAAACCGAGACUGCGACCGGAAUUGAGGACCGACGGCAAGAAGAAGGAUCUUCCUGAUAACUUCAAGGAUAUCCCUGAGUUCCAAGACGAGAAGGGUGUUAUCACUAAUGAGGAGGAAGACGCGGUUGUGCACACGCCUCCGGAUCCUCUUUGGCCCAGUGGAAUCUUGAGCGUCGUGGUCCAUCAGAUCGUCAACCUCCAGCUCGCUAAUAUCAAGGGAAGCCAUUUUAAAAGUGGAAAGGAAUACGAGCCAGCCAAGCCGUAUGGAGAGAAUACUGAAGAGCAGGGCAAGGAUCUGCCCACCAGCUACUGCAAGAUCGUUCUGAACGACCAAUUGAUUUACCGCACUCGAGCCAAGGCUGUCAGCUCCAAGCCCAUCUUCAACGCCGGAACUGAAAGGUUUGUGCGCGAUUGGCGAUCAGCUAUCGUCACCGUCACCGUUCGAGACCAAAGAUACCGGGAACAUGACCCAAUUCUAGGAGUGGUCCCGCUGAAGCUCUCCGACCUCUUCCAGACGAGCUCGCAAGUCACCCGAUGGUAUCCUCUGGAUGGCGGCAUUGGAUUUGGGCGCAUCCGAAUCUCCCUCCUCUUCCGGCACGUCGAGACCAAACUUCCCCCCCAAAUGCUGGGAUGGGAUGUCGGCACAUUCGAGUUUGCCUCCGAGAAAAUCAUCGCUCGCGGAGUCCACCAGCGUUCCAAGAUUAAGCUACGCACUGGGGGCAGUAGCGGCAAGAUCACCCGACAUGUGUGCUCGAUCGAUGGGCCGGAUACAGUCUGGAACCUGAACUCCCUUCGCAACAACGUCCUUCUUCCCGUGAAACACCGCUACCGCUCGCCAGUGGUCUUUGAAUUCCACGCCCACGGCAAGCACCACGCCACCGGAUACGCAGUCCUGUGGCUCCAGCACAUGGUCGACAAUGAGGAUAUGCCCAUUGACAUCCCGAUCUGGGCGACGAAGAACGGCAAGCGCCUUACCCAGAACUACAUCACCGAGGACAACUGGGAGAGCAAACGCGAGCCGGGGCUCGAAGACAUGCACGAGAUCGGCCGACUCCAGCUCACCGGCCGCUUCAAGCCGGGGAUCGACGAAUCACACGAGCAAUUCGUCGUCGACAACCAUUCCCGCGAGACCUUCGAGACAUGGGAGGCUUGUAUUGCCGAGGGCGUGCGGACCCGCGGCGUCUCCGUCGAAGUGCCUGAGGAGGUCGAGCGCCUGCAUGAACAAUCCCUGGUCAACGGCCGCGACGUCCUGAAGCACGCCGACUCCCGAGAGCGCCGCCAAUGGCUCGACAAGCAGGGCCAGGACUGGAGCGGUGCAUUUGGCCACGACCCGCGCGCCUACCUCAGCGACGAAGGCAAGAAGAUCGCUGAGCCGGGACGCGACGAGCCACCACUCCAUCCGACCAACCCUCCGCACGCCGACAUUGAACACACCCGGGUCGGAAGUGAUAGCACCUCCGGCGAGUUCGAGGACGCCGAACAUCGUCCCUCACACGAGCAGCAGCCCCAGAAAUCCUCCACCGACAGCCGCAGCCGUCCGUCGACCGGUGUAUCGGCCGACACCUACCCCUCGUCCACCGAACCGAGCAGUUCCAGCAAGCCUUCCUCCGAGGGAAGCGAAGCCGGGCCUAGCGAAGGACAAAGCGACAAGGCCAAUCGACGAAGUGAGCAGCGCCAGCAGCGAGGCAUGAUGCAGUGGAAGCCUGCGCGGAAUGUGGUGUUUGCACGAGACGAGGCCAAGUUCGCGAUGCGCAAGGUGCGUAAGCGUUUCACGGGAGACUUGACAGGACGGGAGCCUGAUAUUGAGACGGAGACGGGGACUUGA
Molecule: messenger RNA, 3738 nt
Organism: Aspergillus melleus
Lineage: Eukaryota; Fungi; Ascomycota; Eurotiomycetes; Eurotiales; Aspergillaceae
Product: C2 domain protein
Exons: 5
Coding region: 1-3738 (1245 amino acids)
Molecular function (GO): lipid binding
Source: RefSeq, a predicted model, not a curated record